Messenger RNA from Perca fluviatilis (European perch), 2690 nucleotides. RefSeq names its product bifunctional 3'-phosphoadenosine 5'-phosphosulfate synthase 2-like. Gene Ontology annotation, biological process: sulfate assimilation; 3'-phosphoadenosine 5'-phosphosulfate biosynthetic process. Lineage: Eukaryota; Metazoa; Chordata; Actinopteri; Perciformes; Percidae. Gene Ontology annotation, molecular function: sulfate adenylyltransferase (ATP) activity; adenylylsulfate kinase activity; ATP binding. Bases 151 to 1995 code for a protein of 614 amino acids. The record is from RefSeq and is a predicted model, not a curated record. The transcript is spliced from 12 exons.
CUUGGAAGUCCCUUUUAAACUCCCCUCGUCUUCCUCGAUUACCAAAUUUUCGGAGUUUACAACUCGACUCCCUCAUCCAGGCUGUGUGUGAAGCGGUCCCAGGCAGCCCCGGUGUUCAGCAGUCCGUCGGCGGUCUUACACUCGUGCAAUAUGUCCGGAGUGAAAAAGCUUCGUACGGAUCUUAACAGGUCGACCAAUGUGGUGUUCCAGGCCCACCAUGUCAGCCGGAGCAAGAGAGGGCAGGUCGUGGGCACCAGGGGAGGCUUCAGAGGCUGUACCAUCUGGCUCACCGGUCUAUCAGGUGCCGGGAAGACUACCAUCAGUUUUGCCCUAGAGGAGUUCCUCGUGUCCCACGCUAUUCCUUGCUACUCACUAGACGGAGACAAUAUUCGCCACGGCCUGAACAAGAACCUGGGCUUUUCUGCAGUAGACCGCGAGGAGAACAUCCGUCGUAUUGCUGAGGUUGCCAAAUUGUUUGCCGACGCUGGGCUGGUGUGCAUCACCAGUUUCAUCUCUCCUUUCGGCAAGGAUCGUGAUGAGGCGAGGAAGAUCCAUGCAAGUGCCGGGCUACCAUUUUUCGAGGUGUUCAUCCACGCUUCCCUUGAGGUGUGUGAGAGCAGGGAUGUAAAAGGACUUUACAAGAAGGCUCGUGCUGGAGAGAUCAAAGGUUUCACUGGGAUUGACUCAGAAUAUGAGUGUCCGGAUGCGCCAGAUCUUGUGUUGAAAACUGGAGAACUCUCAGUCAACGAGUGCCUCCAGCAGGUGUUGGAGCUGCUCAAGGAGCAGAAUAUUGUACCAGGUGAGAUCAUGGAGGAGGUGAAUGAACUCUUUGUUAUGGAGAACAAGUUGAAUCUUACUGUGGCUGACGCAAACACACUUCCCACCAUCAGCAUCACCAAGUUGGAUCUACAGUGGGUGCAGGUCUUAUCGGAAGGCUGGGCUAGCCCUCUGAAGGGCUUCAUGAGAGAGAGAGAGUUCCUCCAGGUCAUACACUUUGGCAACCUGCUGGAUGGCGGGGCCAUCAACUUGUCUGUGCCCAUCGUCCUGCCUGUUAGCACCGAGACCAAGCAGGAGCUGGACGGCUGUGCAGCUGUAGCUCUGGAGUACCAGGGUUCCCGUGUGGCUAUUCUCAGGAACCCAGAGUUCUACCAACACCGCAAGGAGGAACGCUGUGCCAGACAGUGGGGCACCACUUGUGCACAGCACCCUUACAUUAAGAUGGUUAUGGAGGGAGGUGACUGGCUGGUAGGUGGUGACCUGGAGGUCCUUGAGCGAAUCAAAUGGAACGAUGGACUUGACCAGUACCGCCUUACUCCACAGGAGCUCAAGCAGAAGUUCAAAGACAUGAAAGCAGAUGCUGUAUUCGCAUUCCAGCUGCGUAAUCCGGUCCACAAUGGUCACGCCCUGCUGAUGCAGGACACCAAACGCCGUCUGCUGAAGCGAGGCUACAAGAAUCCAGUCCUCCUACUGCACCCACUGGGCGGCUGGACCAAAGAUGACGAUGUGCCUCUGGACUGGCGUAUGAAGCAGCAUGCUGCUGUCCUGGAGGAGGGCAUCCUGGACCCAGCCAGCACCGUUGUUGCCAUCUUCCCCUCACCUAUGAUGUACGCUGGGCCCACAGAGGUUCAGUGGCACUGUAGAGCCAGAAUGGUCGCCGGAGCAAACUUCUACAUUGUUGGCAGGGACCCUGCAGGCAUUCCUCACCCAGAGACUAAGCAGGACCUGUAUGAACCCACCCACGGAGGCAAGGUCCUCACCAUGGCCCCGGGGCUCACCUCUGUGGAGAUCAUCCCUUUCAGGGUCGCUGCCUACAACAAGACAAAGAUGGCUAUGGACUUUUUCGACCCAGAGCGACAUGCGGAGUUUGAAUUCAUCUCUGGAACCAAGAUGAGGAAGUUGGCUCGAAGUGGAGACAACCCUCCAGACGGUUUCAUGGCCCCCAAGGCCUGGAAGGUGUUGGUUGAGUACUACACCUCUCUGCAGAAGGAUUUAUAAGGAGUGUUAAAUAUAACACCCACCUCUCCAGGAGUAUUUUAAAUAGAUAAUUUUUUCUUAUACAAAAAUACUUUUAGAUUGCUUUGAAUUAUGAGUCAUUCUGGUAUGGGUGGGUGUUUUGUCCAAGUCUUCACCAAAUCAUAAAAAGUUGUCUUAAGCAAUUAAAUCAUUCAAUUUUGACAUUCCUAUAAACCUAUGUGAUUUAUAAAUAUAUUCUAUGUUUAUAUGCAUAUUAAUUUAAACUAUGUAUUUAAAGGUAACUUGAGAGUCUUUUAUUUUAAUUUUAUGUAGGAGCACAUCCCAAGACAUGAAAUCAUUUUUAAUAUUUGCAUGUACUAUCUGAGGGAUGCAAAAAAAAAAGCAUUUUAUGGCAAUAAUAUCACUGUCUGUCGAGUUAUUCGUAUGACCUGAUUGAAAGUUACUUGCAGUUGUAGGACUACCUACAGUGCCUCUUUGGUUUACAUGUAUGGAUGUUAAUUAAUUCAUCAUGUCAACGUUUCAUAUUAGUGUAAAAUACAACAGAUUGUUUUAUAAUGUGAAAGUGCCUUUCUCUCAAAUGUCAACAUUGUAAAACAGAAAUCGUUUAAAUCUCUUGCUGGCGUAUGCCUGAAAUGUCUCUGAGAUUUGUGUGAUUUUAUAAAGUCGCCAUGUACAUUCAUGUAAUAAAGACCUCCAAUUUUAGGAAGAUAAAUGCA